AUGGAUAAUAAUACAUCUGAGUUUCUUCUCUGGGAAUUCUCAAAGAUUUGGGAACUACAGAUUAUGUACGUAACUUUAUUACUGACACUGUAUUUAAUGACAGUAACAGGGAACCUUCUCAUCAUCAUUGCUGUUGUUUUUGAUCACCACCUGCACAUUCCCAUGUACUUCUUUGUGAUGAACUUAGCAAUGCAGGACAUUGGCUCAGUUUCAGUUAUUAUCCCCAAAGCUGUUUUUAACUGCCUUAUGAAAAUAAGGCAUAUUUCUUAUUCAGGGUGUGUUGCUCAAGUCCUCUUGUCUGUUUUCUUCCUGACCUCUGAUGUUGCCCUCCUGACUGUCAUGGCCUAUGAUCGGUUUGUUGCCAUUUGCAAUCCUUUGCAAUAUGAAAUGAUAAUGAACAGGAAAGCCUGCACCAGAAUGGUUGACAGUGUGUGGAUUGCUAGUUUUCUUGAUGCUGCAUUACAAACUAUUGGAACAUUUACAACUCCUUUUUGCUCUAAUAUUGUCAAUCAGUUCUACUGUGAAAUCCCACAUUUACUUAAGAUUGCUUGCUCUGGUUCAUAUCUAACUGAAACUGGAGUUCUAAUGUUCAGUAUUACAUUAGGAUGUGGAUGUUUCAUCUUCAUUGUUAUUACGUAUGUGAAGAUCUUCUCUGCUGUUCUGAGAAUUCCUUCUGUUCAAGGAAGAAAAAAGGCUUUCUCCACUUGCCUACCUCACCUCAUUGUUUUCUCUGUAUUUUUGUUUACUGGUUGCUUUGCCUAUCUGAGGCCCAUAUCUGACAAACUAUCACAUCUUGAUUUUAUAAUUACAAUACUCUAUUCCAUAAUUCCAGCCAUGCUGAAUCCAUUAAUCUACAGCAUGAGAAACAAAGACCUUAAAGCUGCUCUUUCCAAACUUCUGCAGUCAUUUCUUUUUGAGAAAACAGUGAACCAUGUAUCUACCUUUUUAUCUAUGUUAAAGGGAAAGAAAAAAAAAAUUAGUCCAUAUUCGUCAUUUGGAGACUGCUCACGGAUGCUGGGGAGCUUUGCAUGCUAUUUAUGCGAGACAAACCUCCGUCAUUUGGAGACUGCUCACGGAUGCUGGGGAGCUUUGCAUGCUAUUUAUGCGAGACAAACCUCAGCUGCUAUCGUAAGUUUAUCAAAGCAGUUAUAUAAUCUUAAAUUGGAUCAAGGAGCUAAUGUAAUUGAGCAUUUACAUAAGAUGAAAACUUUGUUUGCUGAGCUGGAGGAUCGUGACAUGGCAAUACUAGAGAGACAAAAAGCUUGCAUAAUUCUUUCGAGUUUGGAUGAUUCCUUUGAUAUGCUGGUUGAAGCAGCGCAGACUUUGACACCUGCAGAUCUUACAGUGGAUUAUCUUACAAAUCAUCUACAGGAAAUUCAGAAUGGUCGUGAAUUGCAGAGUUCAAAGAAAAGGCUUGAUAACGUGAGGCAGCGACCUUCUGCUGGCAUAGAGACUGCAUGCGUAGUAAGAAAAUGUUUUCGCUGUAAUUCUACCAAACAUCUCAUAAAAGACUGUCCUAUGAAAAAUCAGCCAACUGAUAGUUCCAGAAAGUUCGUCCGUCAUGGGAAGGGACUGCCUGUUAAACAGCAAGCAAGUCAUGGUCAGGUUGAAAUCUCUAGAAAUGCUAAUUUUGAAGAGCCUACUGAUUGGAAAAGGCCGCAUGCAAAUUCAGAGGUCAUUUUGCAUUCAAACACAGAAUUAGCUAGAGAACAAACACCUUUUGUACCCACAUCUCCACAAGUCCUCAAAGAGCCUGCUCAGAUGAAAAAAGAAGCAGUUUCACCAAAACAAGUGCAGGGCCAGGAGGGGGAAUUAAUGGAGUUACCUGAGUUAGAGCAGAAAACAGAAAAAUAA
Python bivittatus (Burmese python) is the source of this 1854-nucleotide messenger RNA. NCBI's taxonomy places the organism in Eukaryota, Metazoa, Chordata, Lepidosauria, Squamata, Pythonidae. The record is from RefSeq and is a predicted model, not a curated record.